AUGUUCGGAGCAAGCUUGGAUGCAGUUGCCGAUUGGAAAUACGAAUACGCCAGUACGGGGGGUACCGAUAAAUUACGCCCUCUGCAACGCCUGAUUGGCCCCCCACUUCGCACCGUGUAUUUUACAGAGUACGCGAUACGACGAACUACAUACAUCGACACAUUUACAAGCGGCUCUUGUUUUGUCGGCGUGAUUGUUACCCCGGCGUCAGUCAGCUCUGUUCAAGCAGCUGGGGCCGGUGACACUGCUGCUGUCUUCAAGAAUUUGGCAGUUUUGACAGGUAGGAAGGGUUGGACAGAAGUGGAUAGGAAGCUACGCAGCGUCGAACCAGACCGCCGCAUGGAAGGACCUGGAUCCUCCCUUGACGCUUGUGCAAUUUCGUGCUGAGCUGCAUGAAGCAAUUCCCAUACGCGGUGAUCCAUGGAUAUGGAGAGGAAAACCGUGGUGGGGGCUGAUGGGGCUUCGAAGUUCUAUUUCUAGAUUAUUUUGAAGCACAUCGCCACAUAUGAACAAUUCCCGACGGGCACAAUUUCGAUCGAAAUGGUAGGGCGCCAUCGGUAAGUGCAUGGGGCAACAACCAAUCUCGCUUCCCAGAAACUUGAAAGUUGAUACUUGUCGUAAUAAUGACAUAUCCUGGAGAAUAUCAAGAUCUGCA
Blastomyces dermatitidis ER-3 is the source of this 655-nucleotide messenger RNA. RefSeq lists its product as uncharacterized. The transcript has 2 exons. Bases 1 to 387 code for a protein of 128 amino acids. Lineage: Eukaryota; Fungi; Ascomycota; Eurotiomycetes; Onygenales; Ajellomycetaceae. The record is from RefSeq and is a predicted model, not a curated record.